AUGCCUGCUCAAGUCGAGGUUCCACCAACCACCUAUGAACGUCUGAAGAAGUAUCAGGAGAAAUUCUCCGAUGCUCUUCGUCACCCAGACUCUCCGGAUUGGUACAAGAAGGAGGUUCACGAAAAGGUUAAGAAGGACAUUCUCUGGGCUGCCCCAUACGAUGCUCGCUUCCCGCAGGUCCGCAAACAGCGUCAAUGCUUCGCUUACUACGUCGAUUUCCAUCGCUGCAAUGAGUUGAUGGGACAGGAUUACAAGCCAUGCAAGUUCUUCCAGAACGUCUAUAAGGACUUCUGUCCAAACUUCUGGGUUGAGAGAUGGGAUGAGCUUCUUGCUGAAGGACGUUUCCCAGCCAAAUUUGAUCGCUAA
This is a messenger RNA of Caenorhabditis bovis, 366 nucleotides long. NCBI's taxonomy places the organism in Eukaryota, Metazoa, Nematoda, Chromadorea, Rhabditida, Rhabditidae. The record is from the annotation of a GenBank genome assembly.